GAAGUUUGUGUUUGCAGGGAGAGCUAGAUCAGGAGAGACAACAGCACGAGGUAAUGAUUGCUGCCAUGAGAGAAGAAGAAAAGUUCAAAGUUGACAGAAUGGCUCGGGACUUGGAAAUUAAAUGGACAGAAAAUCUUCGACAGGAAUGUAAUAAGCUUCGUGAAGAGCUGAGGCUUCAGCAUGAAGAAGAUAAGAAGGCAGCUAUGACUCAACUAUUGCAGCUUAAAGAACGUGAAAAAAAUGCAGCCAGGGAUGGAUGGCAAAAAAAAGUUGAAGAUCUUUUAGACCAGCGGCACUGUCUCGGUGAAGCUUUGCAUAAAUCUAUCAGCAAUAUCUCCUUGCUCAAGCAGAAUCUGGAGAUGCAGCUUUCCCAGUCACAGAGCUCUUUACAACAGCUGCAAGCCCAGUUCAGUCAGGAGCGCCAGAGGCUGACUCAGGAGAUCCAGGAAUUAGAAGAAGAGCAUCAGCAAAGGCAUAAGUCACUUCAGGAAGCUCAUAUCCUUGCCUUUCAAAAUAUGGAAGAAACAAAAGAGCAAGAACAAAAGGAAUUAGAAGAACGUUUACAACAAAAGCAUUCAGAAGAACUUCAGGCACUGAAAGAAACACACAAACAAGCCAUGGAAGGUUUCAAAUUGGAGAUGGAACAGGAACUUCAGACUCUGCGAUUUGAGCUGGAGGAUGAAGGAAAAGCUAUGUUAGGUACAGUUUUUUUCAAACUUGGAGCUAGAUCUGAAAAUAUUACUUAUAAAUAUUUACUCAUACACGUGCAUGCACAGGCCUACCUGUAGAUGUGUAUAAAUGUACGUAAUAUCACUGUAGUGCCAUUCAGUUUUGAUGUAAUUGUUCCUCUUAAAAUCAGUAGAAGUAUAAGCCUUAACAGGUAAGUCAAACUUGUUCACUUUUGAA
Meleagris gallopavo (turkey) is the source of this 906-nucleotide messenger RNA. The record is from RefSeq and is a predicted model, not a curated record. Lineage: Eukaryota; Metazoa; Chordata; Aves; Galliformes; Phasianidae.